Messenger RNA from Silurus meridionalis, 5043 nucleotides. It is a transcript of the gene nek1, whose product is annotated as NIMA-related kinase 1. The coding region runs from base 126 to 4268 and encodes 1380 amino acids. Gene Ontology annotation, molecular function: protein kinase activity; ATP binding. Gene Ontology annotation, biological process: protein phosphorylation. NCBI's taxonomy places the organism in Eukaryota, Metazoa, Chordata, Actinopteri, Siluriformes, Siluridae. The record is from RefSeq and is a predicted model, not a curated record. The transcript is spliced from 35 exons.
CGGAGCUUUCGACCAAUGAAAUAUCGCCGUUUUGAGAGGCGUCGGUUUAGACCGCUGUAAGUGUGAAAGGGUUUGAUGCAGGAGAGUUUGUCCACGUUACAGGAGCAUGAAGCACAGAGCCAGACAUGGAUAGGUAUGAGAAGGUGAAGAAGAUCGGGGAGGGCUCUUUUGGGAAAGCCAUUCUGGUAAAGUCCAGGGAGGAUGGCCACCAGUAUGUCAUCAAGGAGAUCGGCAUCUCCAGGAUGUCUAAUAAAGAGAGACAGGAGUCUCGUAAAGAAGUGGCCGUGCUGGCGAACAUGAGUCACCCCAAUAUUGUGCAGUAUAAGGAGUCAUUUGAAGAGAACGGCUGCUUGUACAUAGUGAUGGACUACUGCGAGGGAGGCGACCUGUUUAAGAAGAUCAAUAACCAGAAAGGACUCCUUUUCUCCGAAGAACAGAUUCUUGACUGGUUUGUCCAGAUCUGUCUGGCACUUAAACACGUACACGACCGUAAAAUCCUUCACAGGGACAUAAAGUCACAGAAUAUAUUCCUGACUAAGGACGGUACAGUGCAGCUAGGCGACUUUGGGAUCGCUCGAGUUUUGAACAGUACCGUGGAGCUGGCCAGGACCUGCAUCGGCACACCGUACUACCUUUCCCCCGAGAUUUGCGAAAAUAAACCGUACAACAAUAAAAGCGAUAUCUGGGCCUUGGGAUGUGUCCUGUAUGAAAUGUGCACACUAAAACAUGCUUUCGAAGCCGGGAACAUGAAGAACUUGGUGCUGAACAUCAUCCGAGGUUCAUACCCUCCAGUCUCGGUGCAUUACUCUCAGGACCUGCGUGCUCUCCUGGGCCUGCUUUUCAAACGCAGCCCACGGGAAAGACCCUCGGUCAGUGCGAUACUGGACAAGCCGUUUCUCGCCCGCAGAAUCCAGAGGUUUCUCUCGCCACAGCUCAUCGCUCAGGAAUUCAACCAGUCUCUCCUCGUCAAACAACCCAAAUUAAGUGUCGCCCAGGGAGCACCAGCCAAGCACAUCGCCCCUGCCCAGAAAAUCUCCAAACCAGCCGCCAAAUACGGAGUGCCUUUAACAGCAAAAAGACCUGCCGAAGCCGCCAGGAAACCAGCAGACGCAGCCAGGAAACCUGUAGAGAGGAAACCUCCGGUCAAACUCAAACAGGCUCCUCCAGCAGCAGUUCAGAGGAGAAUGAGUCGAUUGGAGGAGGAGAGAAGGAGGCAUGAGGACGGAGUGAGAAAAAAACGGAUGGAGCUGAUGGAGAGAGAGAGGAAACAGCGAGAGCAGCUGUUUCUCUUAAAGGCUGCUCAAAUGAAAAGAUUUGAGAGGGAAAAGCUUAACAGGAUCAACCGUGCACGGGAGCAAGGCUGGAGGAACGUCUUGAGCUCCAGUGGAGGCAGUAGCCCAGAGAGGAAGUUUUUCGUAGGUGGAGGUAUGGGAGUCGCUCCUAAUCCAGUGCCAAUUCCGUCUCCUUUACCAUCAUCACUGCCAGGUUCAGGCCCAGGAUCCAAAGCUUCAGGGGACGGCAUCCCAGCACAGCCUGCACAUGAACCUUCCAGGCACGCCGUCAAGAGUCAGGCGCGGAGGACCAGUCUCCAGAACGAGACCGUGACUAAAAACGACUAUGCCAACAGGUUCCGAGCCCAGGUGGCAGCAGAGAGAUCCAAACAGGUGCAAGAGUUCCUGCAGCGCAAACAAGAAGCAAUGCUCAAUAAAGUACGCGCUGAAGGCCAGCUGGGGGCCCGGCAAAACCUGGCCACCAUCUUUGCAAACCGGACAAACUCUUCCCGAGGCAGGAGACCCAGGGUCAACAAAGAGGAGGAGGAAUACUUGACACGGCUGAGGCAAAUACGACUGCAGAAUUUUAACGAGCGGCAGCAGAUCAAAGCGCGUCUCAGAGGAGAGAAGCAUGACAGCGAUUGUUCCGAUAGUCAAGAGUCGUGCGAAGAGAUGGAGCUCAGGAGGAAGAAAAUCGAAGCUCUGAAGGCGCAGUCCAAGGCUCGAGCAGCUGUCCUGAAAGAGCAGCUCGAGAAGAAGCGCAGGGAGGCUUACGAGAAAGAAAAGAAAGCAUGGGAAGACCAACUUGUCGCUCGAGGAGUAAAGGUCGACAUCGGCGCGCCGAAAGGAGCCGCGCCUCCUCAAACUGACCAGGCCCCUCAGGACACCGUCUCUAAAGGCGUACCUUCUUCCAAACCCGGCGCUCCAGCCAUCUCCAUGACGGCAGCACUGAAGGAUGUGGGCGUGGUCAGUGCGUCUGGACAGACUUCCCAAAUAAAAGAAGAUCCCCCAAAACCUGAACCGUCAGAAGUUCAGAGUGAGAGAAAGGAGAUUCUACGCAGACUCAAUCAGAAUUUGAAAGCUAACCCUUCUAAAAAAGAGGACGAGCAAGAGACCGGACCUGUCGCUGAACCUGGCUCCGCCCCUCAGCCGUCAGAACCCGACCCAAUCCCAGACGAGAGACCACAACCCCCCCGGGGGGAUCGACGCAGAUGGGAGGCUGGAGAUCCUCCCGUACUCUCGGUAGCCCAGCACACUCUUGAGGACACGUGUAGCACUAUGGCAGUGUCUCAGAAUGCGUCCUCGGAGGCAAGUCCGGUCUUCGGUGGCGACAGGAAGAAGUGGCAGCCUGGUGAUGUUUCGCUUGUCGUGGCUCAGCAGACUCUGGAGGACACCAGUAUCAGUACAGCAGAACAAACAUCAGGUGAGGUCAUUGCUAUGGAGGCCUGGCAUGGGGAGGGAUUAAGGAAAGUAUGGGGGAAGACCCCAGUUUCCGAGGUUCUGAAAGUUCUUGAGGAGGCUGAAAUUCAGCCGCUCACUCAGUGCCUGGAUAGCAGCAGCAUUCGUGACAACACUUACACUGAAAGCCUUACACCUACACUGGGGCCUUCAGAUGAGCCUGAUGGAGUAACACUGGAGCCUCAGACAAGCCAAGAUCAGAAGGAGCAAGCCAUCAUCAGCCAGGCCCAGGAAUCUGAUAUUAGCCCAGAUCUGGAUCAACAGGCCGUCACUGACCGGGUCCAAGAACAGCAAGCUGUCGUCGUCCUGGAUCAGGAACAAAAAGCUACCGUUGGCCAGGAUCAGCAUGUUCUUAUUGACCAGGACCAAGAACAGCAAGCUGCUGAUAUUUGUCUGGAACAUGAGCAAGAAUCAGGGCAUUCAAAGGCUCUGUCAGACACAGAGGUGAUCAACAGUCACGAUUCGCCAGAGAUGAGUCUUCCUGAGGAAAAAGUGGCUGAGGAAACGGACGAAGUGGAGUGUUUGGUUCUGGAAGAGGAUCGUCCGCUGUCAUCCAAACCUCCAGCUGAAGUGGUUACUGCAUGGGGCCAGAAGGUUCCCCAACCAGGGCCUGUAGAGGGCAGCAAACCACUACCCGAGAAGCCGAGCGAUGAGAAACCGAUAUGUUCAGAGGAUGAACAGCAAGUUGCGGUUACAGUGCCUGGCGACGGCCCGGCGUUCGUGAAGUUGAGCUCCAGUCCAGCGCACAGACGCGCAGCGGCCCAGUCCUCGGUGGAAGACACGUCGUCCUCUGUGGCCUCUCGCUCACGUUCGGUGUCGCCUCAGCGCCGGCACGGCGACGCACUUUUAAUCGGUCUCUCCACCGGCCUUUUUGAUUCCAACAACCCUAAGAUGCUGAGGACCUGCUCGCUACCGGAUCUCAGUAAGAUCUUCAGCGGCGCUACGGAACCCAACGGUGUCUCCAGCCAUGACAACCAGCUGGAGAUCGAGGAUCUGGAGGACAAAGAAGAUGAGCAGUCCGACACAGACGCAUACGAGGACGAAGACCUGCGAGAACUCCGAGCCUCUAUGGAGAGGCUGCUUCAACAGCAACGGAGCGACGACGAAGAGUUCGGUGCGUCCAACGGCAGUCCUCCAGACGAAGAGGCAGCUCCGGGGGAGAACGAGAACGAUCCCGAAGAGGAGGACGGUAACGGGCAGGACAUGGAGGACGAAGAACCGAACAACGAGAGGAAGCUCAACGAAGAGUGGCAGUCAGACGACAGCGAGCAGGAAGGAACGAGCGAUUCGGAGCAGCAGGACAGCAUAUUCAACCGUCUGGAAGAGCUGCGCUUUCAUUUGGAGCAGGCCAUGGGCUUUGAGCAACUUCUCCAAGCCUAUAACAAGAUCAAGGCAAUCAUUGAAGACGAGGACACGAGCAUUGCUGUCGGCUCGAACACCGUACAAAGCAUUCUGGCGCCUGAGCACCAGCACCUGUACCCUAAAAUCCUCCACUUGGUGAUGGCAGAUGGAGCCUAUGAAGAAGAUAACGACGAAUGAUGCGGCGAUCUCAGGACAAUCUGGCUUUGAAGUCUUCCCACGACGCUGCGCGUGAAGCAGACGGAGUACACGUGAAGGACCGGACUCGGUCCCUUAGUCAUGAUUGGAGUGUUACUGCCACGUCCAAUUGUAAAUAUGAUCAAGAUACCGUUCAACCAAAGCUCAAUUGAGAGACGAGAGGGGGGUGGGGGGGUGUUUUAUUCGACAGGUCACGUGAGACAGUUACUCACCACAGUAUUUACAUGCAGUCAAAGCCAUGAGUGGUCCAGCUCAAAGCUCACGUGGCUGUUGUCUUUUCUGCAUCAGGUAUUCUCUCCACACACACACACACACACUAUAUAUAUAUAUAUAUAUAUAUAUAUAUAUAUAUAUAUAUAUAUAUAUAUAUAUAUAUAUAUAUAUAUAUGCACACUAUACAUCCUCUUUUUCUACUUUUUUCUACUAUAAACUUCAUUCCGGUUGUUUUCACGUUUCCUAAAGUUGCAGUUUACAGUCCGGGUUACAUUGUUCCACCUUUCACACUUUCACACGCGUAUCAAACUAACACGUCAAGCGUUAACGUGUGCAUGCGUCCCCCCCCCACCGCCUUAUGCUAUUGCACUUGAUGUAUAUGAAUGAUGUCGUCGUAGGAAAUGACCGUCCCUAAAAGGUUGUACAGUAAAUUAUUCGCAUAUCAAAGCAUAAAGAUGUGGAAGAGAGAAAAUGCAUUUCGAGCGAUAACGUUGUCUGACAUGAUAUUUGUCUUUAUAUUCAGAAAUAAAUGCUUAAUUUUCAA